AAGAGGGGAUAUAAUUAGCUUAAUUAAAACUAUUUUGUUAGUGAAAUUAAGGUGAAAAUAUCAAGAAAUGGGGAGAGCUCCUUGUUGUGACAAAAACAAUGUCAAGAGAGGGCCAUGGUCACCUGAAGAAGAUGCUAAGUUGAAGUCAUAUAUUGAGCAAAAUGGAACUGGUGGAAACUGGAUUGCUUUGCCUCAAAAAAUUGGCCUUAAGAGAUGUGGGAAAAGUUGUAGGCUUAGAUGGUUAAAUUAUUUGAGGCCAAACAUCAAGCAUGGAGGAUUUUCAGAAGAAGAAGAUAGGAUCAUUUGCAGCCUCUACAUAAGUAUUGGAAGCAGGUGGUCAAUAAUUGCAGCUCAACUUCCUGGAAGAACUGAUAACGAUAUAAAGAACUAUUGGAAUACUAAGCUAAAGAAGAAGCUGUUUGGGAAACAACGUCAAAAGCAAGGAUCAAGAAAAGGAAAAGAAAUCAACUCUAUCUCAACAAUUUCCAAUAACAUCAACAACAUGAACCAAAACCCUUGUUGGCCUGAGCUUCCCAUCAUGCAACAGCCAAUACAAUUCUCAAAUAAUGACCAUACAUCCAUCAGAAAGUUAUUAAUCAAACUUGGAGGUAAAUUCUCAGAAAAUGACCAAUUGACAAAUGUUGUGUCACCAAAUUCUCAAUAUCCUAUCGAUAAUUCAUCGAUGCAGCUAAUGUAUCAAAAUCAUAUCAAUUUAAUCUCUUCGUCUCCAAUAGACAAUGUCUUCAACAACAUGACCACGCCAAAUACUGAUCCAUACAACAUGAAUGGGGAAGCUAGCAAUUUUACAGCUGAAUUUGAGCAUAUGAUAAAUAAUCAUCAACAAAAAUUAGAUGGUCUUGAAUUUUUAUACGAGGAUGAUGUGUUUAUCGAUAAGUCUGCGUCUACUUCUGGAGGAAAUUUAGACUGGGAAUCGAUGAAUCCUUAUGUGCUUCCUCUUCCUCCAAUUAUUGUUUCUAAUGAUGGAGGUAAUUCUCAACAAGGUGUUAUACUUCAAGAAGGUGCACUUGAUGAACUAAGAUACCCUAUGGCACAAUAA
Solanum verrucosum is the source of this 1057-nucleotide messenger RNA. RefSeq names its product transcription factor MYB36-like. The transcript is spliced from 3 exons. Lineage: Eukaryota; Viridiplantae; Streptophyta; Magnoliopsida; Solanales; Solanaceae. The coding region runs from base 68 to 1057 and encodes 329 amino acids. The record is from RefSeq and is a predicted model, not a curated record.